This is a messenger RNA of Taeniopygia guttata (zebra finch), 8502 nucleotides long. It is a transcript of the gene SREK1, whose product is annotated as splicing regulatory glutamic acid and lysine rich protein 1. Lineage: Eukaryota; Metazoa; Chordata; Aves; Passeriformes; Estrildidae. Gene Ontology annotation, cellular component: nucleoplasm. Gene Ontology annotation, molecular function: RNA binding. The record is from RefSeq and is a predicted model, not a curated record.
CUAGACUGGCCAAGGCAGACCUGUUACACUUGCCUGAGUUAGGCAUUGUUUGCCAUGCCACUAAACCUGCCGCCAAGUGAAACCUUCAUGGGGGAAAUGAGAUCGAAGUCUGACCUGCUGAAGAUGGACGCCCUGUCUCUGUUUUUAUUUUAUUUUGCUUUCUUUCCUUCAUUUCUUUUAUUUUUAUUUUAUUUUGUCCCUUUUUUGUUUUGUUCUGUUAAAUCUCUUUCCCUUGUACUUGUGAACUGGUACUUCAGUUCUGUAAAAUGAUGUUUGUAAAGGAUUCACAGUGUUUGAUUUUGAAGUUGACCUGAAGCUGCUUAUGAAUGGUGGAUGGUAUAUGGAGAAUUUAGAAUAUGAUUCCUUUUUAGUGCUCUGAAUUAAGAAUAAAUUUGAUUUGGAAUUUGUUUAAGUAUCUAAAUUCAGCAGAUGAGUACAUUGUGUCAGAAGACAAAGAAUAGUUUUGAGAUAUAUUAUUCCAUAUGUUGUGCUUUAUGAGUUUAUCUUGGAAAAGGACAGGUAAAACUCUUACUUCUGGAGAAAGCAACUUUAGAAAGUAAAGUCAUAAUAUUUCUCUGCUACUUUCCCUCAGCAGAGUGUUCCAUUUUAGGUUGCACCAGCUGUUUAAAAAAAGGCUUACUAUUUAUGUCUAACAUGAUGAGUUUAAAAUAAUUAUUUCUGAAAUUCAUUUUUUAAUGAAUUUCAAAUGUCAUGAAAUACUUGUUUACUUCUGGUGAAACCUUGCUCCAGUGAGGUCAGUGGUAGUAAGAUUUCAUCUUUUUUUUCUGUAACUUUAAGAAAAAACUAUUUACCACUCAUAAGUACAAAUGCAGCCUGAAGUUUUGGUUGGAGUGUGUUAUGUGAGACACAUUGUCUUUUAACACUGUUACUUGUGGGAAGAUUGAAUCAGUUUUCUUUGUGUGUGCCUGUGUGUGUUGCACUUUGACAUGCUCUAGUGGUGAUUAUUUCAGGAAGAUGUUUAAGAAAACCACUAAAGUCAGAAAAAAAAGGGUUUUUCCAGUCAUCUCAGAGUCUCAGAAGCCCUGGCAGUUCAUGCUGGAGUGAUUGAUCUCUAAAUGAUGUUCUUCUGGUGAAACAGAAGCCCUGAAACAGAAGUGGUGGACAAGGUGGUGCGUCUAGUCCUUAGGCACUGCUCUUCCCAGCCAGCUGCACUGGGAUCUCAUGUUUUCACUCCUUUCACCAGACUCUGCACUGCAGCUGGGAAGAGCUGUGAUUUGUGAUCUUUGUUGGAUUUGGUCAUGACAGUUGUAAUUGCUGGUAGCUGUAAUCUCUUCAUUUGCUUCUGCUAAAUGCACUAAGAUUCAUGAGUUGGAUCUAAUAUAAUUAUUUCUAAGCAUACGUGUUCUGUUGAUGUAAAGUAGCAGGAAAAUAAUGAUUUUUUAGAUGUUUAAAUUAGACUGUGAACUCUUCAGUGUUUUUAAAACAGGUAAAUUCUUUGCAGAAGCACUUUGGGAUGUGGGGGUUGACUGUAGGUUCACUACAAAGAGUUGGAAAUUAAUUUGAGUGCUUGAGGAAUAAAAAUACUGUAAUUAGUACUUGUUUGAUACAGAUGAUUCUGUUCAGCCUUCAGCAGAAUGGAUUCUAGUAUGGACUAGGUUGUCUAGGGCUCUUUGGACUAAUGGUACAAAAAAAGUAGCAAUCACAACUGUGCCUUUAAGCAAUGCUGUGACAAUGUACGUUUGCUUCCAGAUUCUUGCAAAGGGGAGAAUCAAUAAAUGAUCACAGAACCUGUAAUUUACUAAGCAGAAGAGCUUCUAAGAAAUCUGUCUAAGGAUGUGGUAUAGAUAUGGCAUCAUUAUUUUGACUGCUCCGUCAUUAGAAAAUAAAUAUCUUCACCUCGUUCUUACUCAGAUUUUAAAUACCAUGUUUAAAAAUGAAAGUAUUAUUUUUAAAAUAUAUUGUCCUGAACUGUUGUGUCAUAACCUACAUGUUCUGAUGUAUUCAGUGGGCUUGUAUUUCCUUUACAAAUACAAUCACAGAGGUAAAAUUACAAAAUUUAAAGCUUUUUACUCAUUAAGUUACUUGAACUCACAUUAAUUUGUUUUUCAAAACUAUUUAAAGACUAUAAAGGUAGAUGUUCAAGAUACUGCAGAUUUUUUUUUUUUUUUUUUUUUUUUUUUUUUUUUUUUUUUGCUCCACAACAGUGUUCUGUAGAAUUUUUUAAAAACUUGACCUGGACGUAAAAAUUGGAAAAGUUACCCUGAAGAGACAGUGUCGUUGAAUAUACAGGCAAAUUUUUAGGAUUCUGUCUGUAGAAAUAGACCUUUGUCAUUCUUGAAAACAAAAUAAAUGAAUCUUUCUUUGUGGUGUGGAACUAAUCUACUUGAUUUUUGUAUUUAAAAUAGAACUUUACAUUGUUGAAAUACCAAAAUAUUCUGGAAAUGAUGCUGCAAACUUUACAAUUUACAUAUGCAUGCUAUUCAUUCUGUGAGCUGCUAUAACAUUAAAUGUUCAGUGGAUUUCUUGAACAAUGAUUCAGCAAGUUAAUGAUUUCAGUUAUUUCAGUGCUAUGAUCCAUAUACUUAAAGUUUAGGCUUCUGCUGAAGUCACUUCAUUGUCUAUCUUAGUUAUAUGUGCCUAAUUGAGCACCUGUUUAAAAGGGCUAAAUGCCUAAGCAUUUUAUAAGUUUACCUGGUUAAGUGUCUAUUGAAUUGUCUGUAUGUAAGUGCAUACUUAAAUUAGGCAUAUACUUAUGUACAGUACUGACUAAGGAACUUGGCAUGCAGGCACACCACUAUCAGAGCCAUUUCUACCAUUGGAUUUAAUUGUGCCAUGUCUCUUGAGCCAUAUAAACCUGCAUGAGUAGCUGUUUAAUUGCAAGAUGGUGAUUGUUUCAGGAUAAGUUCUGGUUCAUUAUUCAUUUGAAAAAAUGUUAAUACUUUUAUUUUCAGAAGAACUGGUACAUAAUUCUUUGCCUAAUUUGCAUGCACAUCUGCUGGAACUGUAUAUUCAAAAGCCUGUUAGUAGGCCUACAUAUUAGGCAGGGUAUGCAAAGUACCUGAUACUUUUGAGCAGUCAGGCAAAUCAGCUACCCUUCUCAUUGCAUGCCUGACUUCAAAAUGAGAUGUGUUAAAAGUGCUGAACAUUGUGAUGGUGGCUUAGAUUCAUGCAUGUUUUUUUUAAAAAGUCCUGGAAAUCAUUAUUGCACAGUUAACUCCUAAGCACUAAUAAUUGUCCUAUUUUUUUUUCUCUUAGUUAGCAAAAUCAAGUGAUUUCUUACAUGUUAAGUUACAAGGUGUCUCAAAAUUUAACAUAAAUAAAAUAGAUGUAAAUAGGAAGCAUGAAAAGAAAAUGGGUACUGUUAUUUUAUCUGUUCUGUUCCACCCAUGCUACGUAUAAAUUAAGUUUCCUUUAGAUUUGUUUUGUCAUUCAGUCAUAUCCAGCUGUAAUCCAGACUUUCCCACAGAUCUGUAGAGCAGGUUUGCAGCACUUGUUUCUUUUAGUUUUUUAAAUUAGUAUGUUUUCUGUGGUGUCAGUUGGAACUCAUAUCGCUAAACGUGCAUGGUGUUUUGAAACCUACCUCAAAUUUUCCUUUUCGAUAAGAAUAUUAAUCUUCAAAUUUUGGAUUUAGAUGUUUUGUAGUUAAAACGUGUAGUUUUAAUCAAGGCAGGAAUCCACUGGCACGCUUUUUAUUUAAUACUUGACUAUUAAAACCAUAUUGAAAUAAAAGCAUUUACUUUAUUAAGAUCCAUGGGGUAAUACCAAAGGACUCAGUUAGUUAGCAUAUAUACAGUUAUGCCAGUAAUUUUGAACAGAUAAUAGAUAACUAGUGUAGUUAGAGCUACUUUCACUAGUUUUUUAGUUUAGUGUUUAAUGUUUCUGCCAGUUUUAACACUUUGCGUUUCAAAUUUAAAAUGUACAUUUAAAUGUAAUCUUAAUUGUUUAACUAUUAAUCUUUUUGGCUUUGGAGAUAUUUUUUGGGUUCAUUUAGUAGUCUAAUCAUGGCUAACAUUCAAUGAAACCAGCAUUUAAUUCAGAUUAGUUGUUACUUACUUUUGGCAUUACAGGAAGCCUAUAAUCAGGUUAAAAUAGCAGGCAGUAUCUAUGUUGGGAAAAUAGAGCUUGCUUAGCCUGAUUAGUUAUGAUUUUCUUCAGUCUUAGUAAAUUUAGAGUUAACUUACCAGUUUCAGAUGAACUGGGGUGACUAGAAUAUGAGACUACAUAUCUAAGUUUUUUCUACUCUUCCUUCUUCCACUUUAAAUUUCACUUUUAGUAUGUAUUCUAUGCAGUCACAGUAGUUCAGUAGUUUAUUAUUUUAUGUUUUAUUUUAUAUUUAUUUUUACAUUCUAAGUAAGUAGCACCAGAGUAAUAAAGAAAAGCACAAAUUUCAGUCAGCACAUACUUUGGUUUUUUCUUUUUUCCUUUUUUUUUUCUUUUUUUUUUUUUUUUUUCUUUUUUUCUUUUUUUAGUUUUCUUUCUUUUACUGAUUUGGUUAUUUGCCAUUUCUGGGGAUUAAACUUUAAAAAAUGUUCUUCUUUUCUGUAUCUGAUGUUCUGUGUGCUAUUAGUGAUGCAGCCAACACGAACGGUUGUCAUGUGUAAAACAACUUUCGAUCACCGCGAAAACACCGCCCUGGGAAAGCGUCCAUGCUUGAUAUCGUUUGGUUCAUGAACGUUAAGUUUCCAGUACAGGUAAAAUCCCAGAUGAAGCCAAAGCCCUGUCUCUGUUGGCGCCUGCUCCUACUAUGACAAGUCUGAUGCCUGGUGCAGGGUUGCUUCCUAUACCUACACCAACUCCCUUGACUACACUUGGUGUUUCACUUGGUACUUUAGGGGCUAUACCAGCAGCAGCAUUGGAUCCUAACAUUACAGCACUGGGAGAAAUACCACAACCACCAAUUAUGGGAAAUGUGGAUCCAUCCAAAAUUGAUGAAAUCAGGAGAACAGUCUAUGUUGGAAACUUGAAUUCCCAGACUACAACAGCAGAUCAGCUGCUUGAAUUCUUUAAGCAAGUUGGAGAAGUCAAAUUUGUGCGAAUGGCAGGUGAUGAGACGCAACCAACACGAUUUGCUUUUGUGGAAUUUGCAGACCAAAAUUCUGUACCUCGAGCUCUUGCCUUUAAUGGAGUUAUGUUUGGAGACCGGCCACUGAAGAUAAAUCACUCCAAUAAUGCAAUAGUGAAGCCUCCUGAAAUGACACCACAAGCUGCUGCCAAGGAGCUAGAAGAAGUGAUGAAGAGAGUAAGGGAAGCCCAGUCUUUUAUAUCUGCUGCUAUUGAGCCAGAGUCUGGAAAGAGCAGUGAAAGAAAAGGCGGUCGAUCUCGUUCCCAUUCUCGUUCAGAAUCCAGGUCUAGUUCAAAAUCCCGAUCUAGAAGGAAAAGAUCACACUCAAAACACAGAAGUAGAUCUGGCAACAGAUCUCUCUCAAGACACAAGGACAGACGCAGAUCCCGAAGUCCUCUGAAAAAACGGUCUAGAUCUAUGGAAAGACGGAAAUCAAGAAGUCGCUCUCGUUCUCGGGACAAGAAAAGAGACAAAGAAAAGAUCAAGGAAAAAGAAAAGGCCAAAGAAAAAGAGAAAGACAGAGACCGAGACAAAGAGAAGGAUAGAGAUCGAGGCAAAGACAGGGAAAGAGAGCGAGAUAAAGAGAGAAAUAGGGAGAAGGACAAGGAGAGAGAUAAAGAGCGAAGCAAAGACAGAGAGAGAGCCCGAGACAAAGACAGGGACAAGGAUAAAGAUAGGGAGAAGGAAAAGGAAAAAGAUAAAGAUAAGGAAAAAGACAAGGAAGAGGUAGAUCAGAACAAAGAAAAAGAAGAUACUGAGAAAGAAGGAGAGAAGGAUAGAGAGAAGAUUAAAGACAAGGAGGGAGAUAAGGACAAAGGAGGGGAGAAAGAAAAGGACAGAGAUAAAGAAAAGGAAAAAGAUGGGGAUAGGGAGAAGGAGCGAGAAAAAGAGAGAGAUGAUAAAAAGAAGAAAGAUAAGAGAUCCCGAACACCCCCAAGAAGCUAUAGCUCUUCAAGAAGAUCUCGUAGCUCGAGCAGAGAAAGGCGUAAAAGGAAGAGCAGAAGUCCCUCCAAAUCUCCUAAAACAUCAAAAACGGCAAAAAGAAAGUCUUCACGAACUCCUUCUCCAAGAAGAAACAAGAAAGAAAAAAAGAGAGAAAGAGAUACAAAUAAUGAAAGAAGAGAAAGAGAACGCUCGACUUCAAAGAAAAAAAGUAGUAAAGAAAAAGAAGGAAAGGAGAAAUCUGACAAAAGCACCACUACUUUGAAGGACAAAGAUAACAAUAAAGAAGAUCAGAAUUCAGAAACUGACAAGGAAGUAGACAAUAGAGAUACACAAAGGACAGAUGAAGUCAAGCUACAACAGAAUGGGAAUUGUCAACCAAAUGAGGAAAAUCUCUCAGUUAAAAUGGAAGAGGUAUAAAACAAGGAAUGGACUUCUAAUUCAACUAAGGAAUGAAAUCCAAAGCAUUUUGUUUCCCAGAAUAAGGAAGAAAAUGUCAAAACAAUCAACCUGAAUGUGUUGAUAGUACUAGUAGCUCCUCCAGUUCAUGUGAUAGCUUUGUUGUCUUCUUGCUAUGAAGCAAGAGAGCACAGACCAGUAGUUAAUACCAUGAAAAGGCAGAUGCCAUCAGAAGUAUUCAUCUCUGAAAAUCCAUGCAUUUCCAUGAUGGCUGUACUUGUAAAAUGAUUUAUGUUCAGUUUUGCUAUAAGCUGUUACAAAUAACUAGAAACUGAAAGAUGUAAACCUGUACUUCCCAAAAAAAGCUGAAGAUAUGCAUUGAAGGUUGUUUAAAAUACUGCUUGUUGAUGACUUUUGUAUUGUUUUGCCCUGUAGGUUAAAAAAUCCACAAAAACUUUAAUGUGUGCUGUUUGAUGUGCUUGAAAAUGGUGCAUAAAUAUACACACUUUCUUUCCUUGUAAAUGACAACUGUAGGGAAAGGGGAUUUAAGCAUAAACAUGGUUUUAGUGUUCUUAUGUUAAAUACUCACAGAUUAGUAUGUUUUUCAUUUGCUCACUGCUUGAGAUUAUUAGGAUUUAUUAUUUAAAAUAAUUUCUUACUAAUCUCCCUGAAAUUAAUAUUUCUUAUAAAGUAUUUGAACAAUGCAUGUGCUUUUUCUGUUCCUAAAAGGAACAUUGCCAUGUUAUAGAUAUUAGGUUAGCUUACAGGGUUAUUUUGGGGUUGUUUUGCUUUGUUGUUUUCAUAGAGAAGUGAGCACAUCUAUGUGGUGAUACCAGAACUUACAGCUUUGUUUUGCAAUGUACUGCAGUGUGUCUGUUCAGCUGAGAAUAGUACAGGUGCCAUUAAGAAAAUAAAUUUUUCCUUUUUGUUAAAAAGAUAUGGGAGCACAAGCAGAAGCUUUAGUGCCUUCUUAAAAUGUGGUAUUUUCUAGAAAUGUAUAUGUGCUGUUACACAUUUUUAGCUAAAUCUUCUAUGAUCUCUUGCUACUUUGCCACCACCAUACUGUAGACAAAAAUGCAAGUGACUUGCCAGAAUGGUUGUUUGAUUCACUUGUUAAAAUAGUGAUGCUCCAUUUUACUUUUAUUUUUUAUUCUUAGAAGAGAUUUAUAAAUAAGAGAAAAGAUGUAAUUUGGGGACCACCACUGUACAAAAGUAGUAGCUGAAUACAAAGUGUGCUCUCAUCACCUGCAUCAAAGAAAACCCUUAAGACAUUUAAUAUACAUUUGGAUGGCCUUAAUUGUUACCUCUCUGUUAUUUUCUCUAAUACCUGUUGGGCAAUAUAAAAGGACUGACAUGCAAAGAAAUAGGGGAUAAAUAAUUUGAGGAAGAAAGUUCUAAUUUAUGCCGGGCUUUCAUAGUAGAGAUUCUUUUAUCAUAUUUUGUAGAGAAAGCAUGCAAGAAGAGAAUGACAAAACAGGUGGUUUUGUCAUGGCAAAACAUGGCUUUUUUUCUUGGAAGUAAUUUAAUCGGUUAUGUGAGAUUUCUGGUAAGUUAUGCUUUUAAGACAUAAUUAUAGUUAAAAUUGCGUAGAUUAUUUUUACUGCAUCUUAAUGCAAUCAAAUUAUUAAUUGCCUUACCUCAUGGGAAGUGUUAUUUCUUUCAGUUAAAAUAAAAAACUAAGUGUAUUGGCUGUUUGCUUUCUACUUGUUUUACUUUUCCUCCACAUAGUUAAGUUUUUUUAGUGGAAGGGAAGCAUAUUACAGGGGAUGAAAACUUUGCCCAGUUCCUAAGGUAAUGAAAUCCAAUUUGAUGGUGAAGUUGCUUAAUCACUCCUCAUUUUCUAUAAGAUUUAAUGUUCUUGCCACUGUGUACAUUUAAGACAUCAGAAAAUGCUUUACCAUGUAAAGUAUAGAACAGCCAUUUUUGUGAUGUUUAAGCCACAUGCUGUUGGCUGGUAAACAGCUAAUUCUGAUAAAAGAAUAAAAAAUCUGUAUGCUUACAGGAAGACUGUGAAAGAUUGUGUCUUGCAACAACAGCUGUCUUAUUUAUGAUGUGUAAGUAGCAUAGAGCAAAGAGAUUGUUUGUAUACUUGUUAUCUUUGGUACCAUUUCACUAAUAAAGUAAGUAUUUUAGAGGGA